AUGGCUGACGAGGGAGAGUAUAGCUUUUCAUUGACAACAUUUAGUCCUUCUGGAAAGUUGGUCCAGAUUGAGUACGCCCUUAAUGGAAUUGCCAAGGGAGCCCCUACGCUCGGAAUUAAGGCAUCCAAUGGCGUUGUAAUUGCAGCUGAGAAGAAACAGUCUUCGUCUUUGAUAGAACUCGAUUCUUUGAGCAAAAUUGAUCUCUUUGCCGACCACAUUGGCGCUGUAGCGGCUGGAAUGCCCGCUGAUUUCAGAGUAGUUUUAAAGAAGGGAAGGAAAGAGGCCAUAAAGUACAAGGCUCAAUAUGGCGAAGAUAUACCGGGAUCACAGCUGGUUAAGGAUGUGGCAUCGAUAAUGCAAGAGUUCACACAUUCAGGAGGUGUAAGGCCCUUUGGUAUUUCCCUCUUGCUAGCCUCAUACGAUGAUGAGGGUCCACAACUCUACCAAAUCGACCCAUCUGGCGCUUACUUUGGUUGGAAAGCUACAGCUAUUGGAAGUAGAAUGCAGAAUAACAACACAUUCCUGGAGAAACGUUACAGCCCUGAUAUGGAGCUGGAGGAUGCCAUACAUAUUGCCAUUUUAACACUAAAGGAGGGAUUUGAGGGGGAGCUAACAGCUAAUAAUAUAGAAAUCGGAGUUGUUGGUCCCGAUAAGAAGUUUAGACUCUUGUCUCCAGAGGUCAUUGAUGACUACCUCAACGAAGUUCAGUAA
Molecule: messenger RNA, 711 nt
Organism: Theileria equi strain WA
Lineage: Eukaryota; Apicomplexa; Aconoidasida; Piroplasmida; Theileriidae
Product: proteasome subunit alpha type, putative
Exons: 4
Coding region: 1-711 (236 amino acids)
Biological process (GO): ubiquitin-dependent protein catabolic process
Cellular component (GO): proteasome core complex; proteasome core complex, alpha-subunit complex
Source: RefSeq, a predicted model, not a curated record